AUGGGGGUUUGGAGAUAUCUCUUCGACAACCGGCCGCAUAGUAUCAAUCGUGUGCGCGGAGAGCGGCGUCCAUUACUGCCUGCGUACGCUAGCGAAGACAUUCAGCCUGCACUACCUACGAAGGAGGUCACGAAAGUUGCACUCCGCCUCAAAUAUCAAAUUGAGCAAGUCAUUCCGUACGAGCUCCAGGAGGCUCUUAUCAGCAGUCCCAAUAGCAGCAUCAUAACAAAAGAUGUCAUCAAGACUGCAAAGGAAGCCGGUGGAGAGGAGUUUCGCGCCUGUGUUCUGUUCUGUCUCUUGAUAUGUGAGAAAUGGUUCCAUACUGAGGCCCUUGAUGCUCUAUGGGAUUCCUCGCUCCUCGACUGCAGAGCUCUCGCUUGCCAGGUUAUUGCCAAAAAUAUAAUUGAGACUGAGGAAGACCAAGAGUGGUUGCACAAGGAAGCCUUAUUGAAACGCUACUCUAUCCUCCACAAAGGCGAAAUGACAACCCCGGCUAAUGUGGUCGAGCGCGCAGUGGAUAUGCACACCUUGCGUGUCAUAGGGUCAUCAGGAUAUCAGAAGUGCGUCAGGAAUUUAUGGAGAGGAUGGCUGGUUCAAGAUGAUCGGGAUCCCUCGCAAUUUAUCGACUACGACAACAAGAUAAAUACGAGUUAUUGGUCACACUUUGAUCCAGACCGGAUGAGAGUUCCCCUGUACCAGAAUUCUCUUCUCAUAUUCUUCUCGCUCCUCUAUCUGAUCCUCUAUACCUCUGUGAUCAACUCUGUGAAUCCCGAUGGCGAUAUCGAUAUUGCCGAAGGCAUUCUUUACACCAUGACGCUGUCCUAUCUAUGCGACGAAGUGAGUAAAAUCAUGAAGAUCGGUAGAUAUUAUAUCGGCUUCUGGAAUGUUUUCAAUUUCACACUUUUCACCCUGCUCGCGGUCUCAUUCGUUCUGCGCAUGGUUGCUCUGGCCCAGUCAUCCGACGUUGAUAAUACCCAGCGCCGCUAUUUCAACCAAAUGAGCUAUAACUUUUUAGCAUUCACCGCCCCCAUGUUUUGGAUGCGCUUACUGUUGUUCCUCGACACUUUCCGUUUUUUCGGUGCUAUGCUAGUCGUACUCAAGGUCAUGAUGAAAGAGAGCUUGAUAUUCUUCGCGUUGCUCUUUGUUGUCUUGGUAGGGUUUCUCCAGGGUUUCGUUGGCCUAAACAACACCGACCUUGCUGUCCCUGUCACUGGCAAAAUCUUGAAAGGCAUGGCCAAUAGUGUCAUGCAAAGCCCCGAUUUUGAUGCCUUUGAGGAUUUUGCUCCGCCAUUUGGCAUGGUUCUGUACUAUGUAUUCAACUUCGUUGUGAUGAUUAUCCUGUUGAACAUCCUCAUUGCACUAUAUAACAGUUCAUACGAGGAUAUUUCCGGAAAUGCAGAUGAUGAAUACAUGGCAUUGUUCUCGGCGAGGACGCUUCAGUACGUGCGCGCUCCAGAUGAGAAUGUCUUCAUCCCACCUCUCAACCUAAUCGAAAUACUCUUCCUCAUCCUUCCAUUUGAGUGGUGGAUGUCAAACGAAAGUUACGAGCGCCUCAACGACGUAGUCAUGUAUAUACUCUAUUCCCCUUUGCUUCUGCUUACUGCGUAUCUCGAAACCCGUGACGCACGGUGGAUUCGAUGGAACCGUCGCCAUGGCGAGGCUGACGAUACAGUGCUCCAAGAGUGGGAGGAUCUGGCUAAUGAGGUUGGAUUCAAUGGCUUCAACAGCGAAACUGACGAAUGGGCCAAGACUGUUCAGAAGACGAAACCAAAUGUUGAUGUUUCUGCUACUCGUCUUGAGAUCAGAGAGCUCAAGGAACAAGUCAAACUCCUCACUGAGUCUGUUAAGGCUCUGAUGGAAGAGAGACAAAGAUCUACCUAG
Molecule: messenger RNA, 1881 nt
Organism: Talaromyces atroroseus
Lineage: Eukaryota; Fungi; Ascomycota; Eurotiomycetes; Eurotiales; Trichocomaceae
Exons: 5
Coding region: 1-1881 (626 amino acids)
Source: RefSeq, a predicted model, not a curated record